CUGGACAAGAGCAGCAGCAGCAUAAAGGAAACCCUUUCAAAUUAUUGAGAAUAGGAAAAGAAAGUGAGAGAAAGAGCAAGCUGAUGCACUGCCAGCAACUGACGACAAUUUGAGUAAGCACUUCUCCCACAGCCUUCCACACGAGCCAUGGCUUAAUCUGAACAGAGAAACUACACUGACUGUUACAGUCAGACAUGUACUGCCUUUUCCUCAGUGUCAUCAGCUGUCUCUGUCUUCUUCACACUGGUCUCGGUGCUGAAGAAUGCAGCCAGGCUGUUCUGGCAGAACGUGAGACAUUACAUGUCCCAGCAGGGGGCAGUCUGUCUCUAUUCUGUGUGGUUCGGCACUGUGGAAGGCACUGGGAGGGAAACUGGACUCGGAGCAAUUCAACACAAGAAAAUUUAGGUGUGAGGCACACUCUUUCCAAUGUGAAACUCUCAGACAAUGAAACUAAACUAAUUUUGGAUUUUGUGAAAGUCAGCAAAUUAGAUGAAGGUUCCUAUGGAUGCAAUGUAAAAUGGGGUAAAGGUGACAAUGAGCAGGGAAAUUUUAAGUAUAUUAACGUCACUGCAGCUGUCACCUUUCCGAGGAGUACGUUACACAGGGUUCUGGUCUGUGCCAGUGCUUUUCUUUGCCUUCCCAUCAUUCUGGGGUUGGCUUGUUGUCUGAGUUCAAAGGUCAAGUCUCAGCCAGUUCCCAGGUCCUGGUCCACUCAUCAUGCAGCUGUAUAUAGAGACGAACAAUGCUCGGCUCCACAGCCUCCACCUCGAUGCCCUAUACAGCCCAUGCCUGUACCCCAAAAACAGAGCAUUCCCUCUCACAAAGCCACCCCCAAGUCGCGGCAGAAAGCUGAGGUGGUGUAUGCAGACAUUUCCCAGGAUGCACUGAGACAGCAGAGAGCCACCAGAGCACCUGACCAGUCCACUGAGUACUCAUCCCUCAGAUUUUCCUGACUGCAGUCAAAGCAGGUGAAAAAUCAUCUUCUGAGGAUCUAUCAUGUACAACUUGCUUGACUUUUGACAAAUUCAGGAAACAUUUGAUGUGGGUUUGCAGAACCUGGGAGCUUCUCGCUUGCAUGACUUCGUUUUUGACGUUCUAUUAUUUCACUGUAAAGACAUUCUUUAGAUCAAGAUUUAACCUGCAUAUUUAAAAAAAAAUCAUCAAAGCAGAGGACAAAACAAGAUACAGAAUCAUCCAGCAGAGUAACUUUUGGCUAUCCAUGUCUACGGACUGUCCUGAUUAUGCUCUGAUGUGGAAGUAAUGACUGUUUAUAGUGCCAAAAAUCCUUCAUGUGCAGGUAGCAUAAUAGACAGCAAGUGGAGCAGAUAAUGAGGAGAGAUACUGCAGCAUGCAUCAACCAGCUGAACCAGCCUGAGGUGCUGCAGAGAGAAAAAAAAUCAGCUUUAUGGCAAAAUUUCACAGAUGUCACUUUUAAUGUUUGGAAAAGCAAAACAUUAAAUGCAGUUAAUGUGAAACAAA
Plectropomus leopardus (leopard coralgrouper) is the source of this 1479-nucleotide messenger RNA. RefSeq lists its product as uncharacterized. NCBI's taxonomy places the organism in Eukaryota, Metazoa, Chordata, Actinopteri, Perciformes, Serranidae. The record is from RefSeq and is a predicted model, not a curated record.